This is a messenger RNA of Rhinocladiella mackenziei CBS 650.93, 2061 nucleotides long. RefSeq lists its product as uncharacterized. Lineage: Eukaryota; Fungi; Ascomycota; Eurotiomycetes; Chaetothyriales; Herpotrichiellaceae. Gene Ontology annotation, molecular function: polyamine oxidase activity; L-amino-acid oxidase activity. Bases 1 to 2061 code for a protein of 686 amino acids. Gene Ontology annotation, biological process: amino acid catabolic process. The record is from RefSeq and is a predicted model, not a curated record. The transcript has a single exon.
AUGCAUGGGCGAAUUGUCUCUUCGGCCCUGUUGCUGCCCUGCGUGCUAGCUGCUUCUCUUCCCGUCAAUCUACAGGUGAAGCGAGCUGUCGAUUCAGGCCUUGCCAACAUCCACGUGUCUUAUGACGAGCCUAUUCCCUCCGAGGUCGUCUUCACCUACGGCCCUUGCGAGGCCAAAACUCCGGGAGAAGCCCAUCAUCUGGUAGCUCGCUCGGAGAACUGUGACCAUGAUAGACUUUUGUGGAAAGUCCCGGAAUAUGCACCGACCGGACACUGCCUUUCGGCGUGGGACAGGAAGCAGAGUUUGAUCGGUCGGAGUGCUCCGAUCUCAAUUAUUCCCAAUGCAAAGACUACAAGGAGGCGUCUCCGAAAAAGACAGGAAGACUUCAGCGUUCCGAUGGACAAUUCGAGUGGCAUUGACGCUGAAGGUCCUUGGUUCGACGGCGUGGCCCUAUUAAAGAACAAGGAAAUCACUGCCGUUAACGUCCGAGAGGCGAAAUCGAGAGAAAUUGCCAUUGUGGGCGCCGGAAUGGCAGGCUUGAUGACUUGGUUGGCACUGAAUCAGUCGGGCAUGACCAACUUGAGUCUUAUCGAAGCCGGACAACGAUUGGGAGGAAGAGUCCACACCGCUUACUUCGGGGCCCCCAGCGACAGGCAAUAUCAAGAGAUGGGCCCAAUGCGAUUCCCAUUGUCCAUCACUUCCUCCGAGACCAACGAAACACUGCAAAUCCAGGACCAUCGGAUUGUCUUCGAUCUGGCGGCCGAAGUCAACCGGUUAAAUCACGACAACACCAACUUCACCGUCCACUUUAUCAAGUGGUACCAAAACAGUCCCAACGGCCUGUACUAUGUCAACGGCGCACGGAAACCCAACGGCCAAGUUCCGACGAUUUCGGAAGUUCAAGCCAAUGCCUCCCUUGCCGGGACUUCAUCUUCUGACGAACCCGAUGACCCCAGCCUAGACCAACUGAAUCAUGACAUCGACAGCAUAUAUUCGAAUGCGACCUUUCUCGCCCAAAUGGCCAAGAACGUCUACAAGGCUCACAAGAUCUUCCUGGACAUGGGGCUAGGAGGUCUCGGAGGAGACGACUGGUCCGAAUUUGCCUAUGUGCACAAUUACUUGAAGUAUGCACUGAACGACACCUUUGUCGGCCUCGGCGACUCGGGCGGUGAGAGCUUCUGGGACAAUCUGUACGAGUCCAUGUAUUUUUCAGCGACGGAUUGGAGGACCAUCGACGGCGGUCUGACUCGUCUUCCGUCUGCUUUCCACCCUCUAGUAGACAGCGUCACACACAUGAACCGCAAGAUCCAGCGCGUGCAGUACAACGAGACCACCCAGCGCGUCACACUACAAUGGAAAGCGAAACCCCUAGACCGCACGUUUCAGAACGCCAGCUAUGAUCUCGCCGUCGUCACGGUGCCGAUGCCCCUGGUCCGGACCUGGCGUCUGCCCGCUUUCUCGGAACUCCUCACCACCGCCAUCGACACGUAUCCUUACUCCCAGGUGUGCAAAGUGGCGCUGCAAUUCGAAACCCGCUUCUGGGAACACUUCGCCGACCCGAUCUAUGGGUCUUGCAGCACCGUGACCGAUAUCCCCGGCAUCGGUAGCAUCUGCUACCCCAGCUACGACAUCAACUCGACAGGCCCCGGCGUGAUGCUCGCCAGCUACACCUCUUCCGACGAUGGGCUGCGCUGGGCAUCCGUCCCUGAAGAUGUCCACGUCAACUACGUCGUUGACGCCAUGGCCGAAAUCCACGGGCAAGUGGUAUAUGACCAGUACACCGGGAACUAUAAUCGGCGGUGCUGGAUACUGGAUCAAUACGAGACGAUAAGCUGGGCGAGCGCGGACGUCGGGAUGCGCAAGGCGUUUAUUCCGGCGUUCUUCAACACGGAAAAGGGCGUGGUCAUGAGUGGUGAGGGGACGAGUUAUACGAGCUCGUGGAUUGCGAGUGCGUUGGAGAGCGGUGUCAGAGCCGCGACACAGGUGUUGCUGGAGUAUGGGUUGGUGGAUGAGGCGAAGGCCGUCGUCGAGAAGUGGAUGGCAAGGUGGAUUGAUGUGUAG